Messenger RNA from Myiozetetes cayanensis, 783 nucleotides. It is a transcript of the gene TNNT1, whose product is annotated as troponin T1, slow skeletal type. Gene Ontology annotation, cellular component: troponin complex. Lineage: Eukaryota; Metazoa; Chordata; Aves; Passeriformes; Tyrannidae. Gene Ontology annotation, molecular function: troponin T binding; tropomyosin binding. The record is from RefSeq and is a predicted model, not a curated record. Gene Ontology annotation, biological process: regulation of muscle contraction; sarcomere organization; slow-twitch skeletal muscle fiber contraction.
AUGUCGGAGCCCGAGGAGGAGUUUGAGGAGCAGCAGGAGGUGCCUCCGGAGCCCCCAAACCACCGGAGGAGCCAGCCACAUGGUGUCCCAGCUGGCACCCCCAAAAUCCCGAGGGAGCGCGUGGACUUCGAUGACAUCCAUCGGCGGAUGGAGAAGGACCUGCUGGAGCUGCAGACCCUCAUCGACGCCCACUUCGAGCAGCGGCGCCGCGAGGAGGAGGAGCUGAAGGGGCUCAUGGAGAGGAUCGGCGCCGCCGGCCGAGGCGGAACAGAGCAGCUCCGGAGCCGCACGGAGAAGGAGCGGGAGAGGCAGGCGAGGCUGGCGGAGGAGAAGCUGCGCAAGGAGGAGGAGGAGGCCAAGAAAAGGGCCGAGGAUGACGCCAAGAAGAAGAAGGUCCUGUCGGCCAUGCCCCAUUUCGGGGGGUACCUGGCCAAGGCCGAGCAGCGCCGCGGGCGCCGCCAGACGGGGCGGGAGAUGAAGCUGCGGAUCCUGGCGGAGCGCAAGCGGCCCCUGGAGAUCGAGAACCUGCGGGAGGACGAGCUCAGGGCCAAGGCCAAGGAGCUGCACGACUGGAUCCACCAGCUGGAGUCGGAGAAGUUCGACCUGAUGGAGAAGCUGCGGCGGCAGCGCUACGAGAUCAACGUCCUGUACAACCGGAUCAGCCACGCCCAGAAAUUCAAGAAGGUCGGGAAGGGCCGCGUGGGCGGGCGCUGGAAGUGACCCUGCCCUCUCCCGUGACGUCACCUCCGCCGCGCGCACCAAUAAAAACGCUUCACAUCCGGG